Cladophialophora psammophila CBS 110553 is the source of this 1167-nucleotide messenger RNA. RefSeq names its product isocitrate dehydrogenase [NAD] subunit 2, mitochondrial. Gene Ontology annotation, molecular function: isocitrate dehydrogenase (NAD+) activity; NAD binding; magnesium ion binding. Gene Ontology annotation, cellular component: mitochondrion. The record is from RefSeq and is a predicted model, not a curated record. Lineage: Eukaryota; Fungi; Ascomycota; Eurotiomycetes; Chaetothyriales; Herpotrichiellaceae. Gene Ontology annotation, biological process: isocitrate metabolic process; tricarboxylic acid cycle. The transcript has 2 exons. Bases 1 to 1167 code for a protein of 388 amino acids.
AUGAUCACUCCUCGACUAUUCGCUGCUCCAGCUCGUAAGUGCUUGCGAAAAGCUUGCACUCAGCCGACAUGGGCUCCUGCAUACUUCCAGACUCAACCUAAACGCUACGCUUCGACCGCAGAACAGGACAAGGUCGCGAGAUUCAAGGGCAAGAAAGGAGCAGACGGAAACUACACCGUGACAUUAAUAGAAGGAGAUGGCAUUGGUCCUGAGAUCUCGCAAUCCGUCAAAGAUAUUUACAAAGCUGCAAAAGUGCCCAUUGUGUGGGAACCGGUUGACGUCACGCCUCGUUUGAAGGAGGGCCGGACGGUAAUUCCUGAUGAGGCCAUCGAGUCUGUAAAGAAGAACUACGUCGCCCUGAAGGGACCCCUCGCAACGCCCGUUGGGAAAGGCCACGUCUCACUUAAUCUUACCCUCCGACGAACCUUCAAUCUGUUUGCCAACGUCCGACCAUGCCGCAGUAUAGAAGGCUACAAGACCCCCUACGACAACGUGGAUACUGUGCUCAUUCGAGAGAACACGGAAGGAGAAUACUCGGGCAUUGAGCACGUCGUGGUGGAUGGUGUCGUGCAGUCCAUCAAACUGAUAACCCGCGCAGCCUCGGAGCGGGUGUUAAGAUACGCAUUCCAAUACGCCCGAGACGUGAACAAGCAGAAGGUCCGCGUGGUGCAUAAAGCGACCAUCAUGAAGAUGUCUGAUGGUCUCUUCCUCAGCACUGCAAGAGACGUGUCCAAAGAUUUCCCGGACAUUGAAUUUGACGCGGAAUUGCUUGACAAUGCUUGCCUGAAGAUCACAACCGACCCCGGCCCGUACGCCGACAAGGUCCUGGUCAUGCCCAACCUUUACGGCGAUAUCCUUUCCGAUAUGUGCGCCGGCUUGAUCGGUGGCUUGGGUCUCACUCCUUCGGGUAAUAUUGGUGAUGAGUGCUCCAUCUUCGAAGCCGUGCACGGCUCUGCUCCGGAUAUCGCAGGGAAGGGCCUUGCGAACCCGACUGCCCUUUUGCUGAGUAGCAUCAUGAUGCUACGGCAUAUGGGACUGAAUGGGUAUGCGGUCAAGAUUGAGAACGCCAUUUUCGCGACGUUGGCGGAAGGUAAGACCUUGACGGGAGAUUUGGGCGGAAAGGCCAAGACACAUGAGUACGCAGCUGCUAUCAUUAACCAUUUGUAA